Molecule: messenger RNA, 345 nt
Organism: Rotaria sordida
Lineage: Eukaryota; Metazoa; Rotifera; Eurotatoria; Philodinida; Philodinidae
Source: the annotation of a GenBank genome assembly
AUGAAUUACACUAGUAACAACAACAGUUUUCCUCCUGGUGGCGGAAUGGGUCGUCCUGGAGGAGGAAUGGGUCCUCCUGGUGGUGGAAUGGGUCCUCCUGGUGGUGGAAUGGGUCUUCCUGGUGGUGGAAUGGGCCCUCUGCCGGGCUUUGGUUUAGUCCUGGCUUCAUUUUACAUUCAUUGUUUAUCAAGUCGACUGUUUCGUCAAGAAUUUUUCAAUGUAAUACAUAUUAUUCGUAAUCGUCGUAUUGGUGUUGUAACGCAAAUAUUGGGUUUUGAAGCCACUCAAACACGAACACAAACUCAACUAAUUCGUUUGCAAGGAGGAAAAUUCACAAAAGCAUAG